UAUGGGCCGUGCUCUGUGAAAAAGGGGUUUAAUGCAUGUGCGUAAAAUGUCGUCCUAGAUGAGCACGGCCCAUAUGUUUACUUACGCAUGGUAGGUAACAUUACGUUGGGUAUGUACUCGUUUUUUUCGCAAAUAACGUUUUACUACUGAAGGAAUCUUGAAGUGCUAUGUAGAUAUGCGUAUUUGUUUUAACCAAAACAUUAAACUAGAAUUCUUGACUUCGAGGAAUUGGCUUUAUAGGUGCGUUAUGAUUUUAUAUAAUUUUUCGGAGGUCCUAAUGUCGCCUUCGCCCCAUGUUCAUAACGGAUAUAACACUGAACGCUCCGGAUGCUGUUGAUUUAUCACCAAUUGUACGGAUGAGAAAAGGACAAUGGGAUAAAAGUAGACGAAACUAUGUUAUAUUACAAGCAUAUUUAACAAACAUACCAGAGUAAAUAAUUUGUAAAUAUUUGUGAUAGAUGUACGGACAUUGUCUCCAAUAUGACCGGACUUUUGAAGCAAAAUUCUACCGUCCUGCGACCGAAAAGGAAAGCGACGUUAACAGGAUUUCUACUGGCUUGUAUUAUUGGAGCUUUAGGGGCCAAUUUUAUAAACAACCCGCCGAACACGUGGUAUGGCGGGUACAUAAAAUGUCGACAAAAUAAUCAGACCAUGUUAAACUGGGGGGUGUGGGAGGAUGGAACAACGGACCUGAAAAAACAAUAUCCCAUUUGGCUCUACGGCUUCGAAGUGCGAAUCCACAACAAAAGUAUACCAAUUUCAGACAAAUUCUUCAAACUCGACCAAUUACAAAACACCAGGACCGCCUAUGUUCGUUGCGAGGCUGGCUCAUUAUUCGAGGACUAUACCCUUAUCAACUUUGAGCAAGCACACAUUAUUUGUCAGAAUCAUACAAGUGGAACUAGGGAACUACUCACAGUGAAUCACACUAACUUGGACAAGUUUAAAAUAAGCAGUGAUAUUAUUAAAACGUCGUUUUGGACACAAGCUGUGGAAGUCGGAACAUUUCUUAACUCGGAAGACCUCAUAGUGCAUUGUUUAAUGCUCAACCAUCAUGGCGAGUUACGAAAAGACAACUGUACCAAAAGCUAUUCGUCUGUCUGCGUAAACGCAACUGUUCACAACACAAUACAAUACAGCGGACACGAGUCGAAGGUGCCAAACUACGAUCCGACGUCAUCGAGCACACCCGUGACAUCAUCAGCGGGUACCUCAGAGUUUGUGACGUCACUAGUUACAACGGAAACCAACGAUGGCGUUGAUUUAACCACUAGCGUAGCAAACAAAUCGUCCGAUUUGCACAAUUCCACUAGCGACCAUAAAAGUCGUGCCAAGGUGAUGGAAGAGAAAAUCCUCAUACCACUUAUCUGCGUGGGAGUUGCCGUGGUUACGGCGUUAGUGGUCGCCGUCAUUUGCUGCUUCAGAAUCAAACGGAAAUCGAACAAAGACCGCAGGCCAACCUUUUCCGACGGCAACUCCAAAACGGCGGACUCCGUAAAUAUUAAAGAUGCUCAACACUACGAAGUUAGUGACAUCAGCGAAUAUGCUACCCCCUCGUACGCAGUAACGGGCGGUCCUAAAACGGCACGGCCUCGUUCGUCCAUUAUAGAAGGCGAAUACGACGCUAUUUCCAAUUCCAGAGCAACGGAUAAAUCCAAACGCCAGGUGGCGGUGGUGAAGGCUUACAGUCACGUGGUAAUUGUCCCAGCCAAUCAGAGACGCGAUAGCGAUUCAAAUAUGGAAAACGCAUACGACGUGUCUACGUUGAAUAAUCAAACGACCGUGACAAUAUUACAACAGGACGGCACUGGAAAUGUUUACGGUCAUUUGGGGAUAACAUAACUGUAAAUAGAGAACACAUUUUAUAAGUUUAAAAAUGUUUUUGUCAUCAUUCCAUACGCUUAGAAUUGUUAUCUAGUCGAUAUAAAAUUAUACAAACUUUAGAAUACGUAUUAUAACAACUCAAACGGCUUUCGCUCACAUUCACUCCUAUAUGUUGUAUACAUUGUAUUUUCUAUUGAACAUUCAGUUAAUUUUACUAUAUAAGUUCUACUUGUCUUUUCCUGAAAUUUAAUUGUUAUACUUUUUGUUACAUAUAUGAUCCUACAUUUAAUUUAAACAUAAAGAUAUGGAAAUUUGUAAAUGUGGCAUCGGAAAAAAUAAAUAUUGAUUCAUUUAUAAAAUGUAUUUCAAUUUGAUAUUUGUGGAAUGAUUUGAAAUUUUGUAGUUGGGGUGUUGGUUUAAGAAUAUUUUAGUGUGUACAUACGCUUUUACAAUAUGUCAAAGGCUUUGGUAGAAUAGACUAAAGCGUUUUCUUGUGGAAACAUGACUUGUAAGUUAAUAUAUGUUGUUAUUGAACAUGUUGUCCUAGGCACUUGCAGUGUAUACUUUUGUAUUUACAUGUUGGAGUAUGAUUGUUCAGUGUAAAGCAUUUAUAAUUCAAUAUGGAAGCCAUGUACUGUCAGUGUAUGCUUAACGUUUGUAUGAUGGAUUUUAUCAAAACCGGAACCUGUUUCAAAUACAUGUAGAUGAGUCCGGUAAUUUAUAUAUGUGUUUGUGGAAGCAACAAACACGGUUGAAGGUGAGUUUCUCACAUUUUGAUUCAAGUGCUCAUAUAGUAAUGUGUUUAUAUACAUAAAAGGGCCGUGCUCUGUGAAAAGGCGUUCAAUGCAUGUGCGUAAACACAGGCUAAUCAGAGACGACACUUUCCGCCUAAACUUGAUUGUCGCUAAGAGGAGACUUUCUUGAAACAAAUAAUAUAGUUAAAUCGGAAUGUGUUAUCCCUAAUUAGCCUGUGCGGACUGUAUAGGCUAAUCCGGGACGACACUUUACGCACACGCAUUAAACCGCUAUUUAACAGAGCACGGUCCAAUUUUUUAAAACUAUGUUGACAUUUAAUUGUGUAUGAGUCUUUUUCUUAUUUAUUGCAGUCGCUUUUGUACAAAUAAUUCAUCGAUGCUUUGAUUCAACUAUUAUCAAUCGUUUUUUAAACAAACACAAUUUCUAUAUAAACUAAAAACUUUG
Messenger RNA from Dreissena polymorpha, 3024 nucleotides. RefSeq lists its product as uncharacterized. The coding region runs from base 481 to 1842 and encodes 453 amino acids. The record is from RefSeq and is a predicted model, not a curated record. The transcript has 8 exons. NCBI's taxonomy places the organism in Eukaryota, Metazoa, Mollusca, Bivalvia, Myida, Dreissenidae.